CUUUAUUUCAUAUCCCGGAGUAAUAUUUUUGAGUUCUUCAAUAAGUUUGGGACUCACCCAUCUUGUUUUCUAUUUACACCUGAGUGACAGGCGGUGGCCGGGAAGAAAACAUAUGAAGGAAGGAGAAGGAUGUGGAAACCAUGGAUGGUUAGGGCUUUAUACAAUACCCUAGUACCACCACCCCGUCCUCAAAACCGUGUUCGAUCCUUCUUCUCGACCUUCGCCCUGAAGAAUGUCACGAAAUCGAACUUCGACUCCGCCCUUGAAGAUUUGCGCCCCCUCAUCCGAGAUGCAGACUUCGUUGCAAUCGACCUGGAAAUGACUGGAGUCGCCAGCGCUCCAUGGAGGGAGUCCUUCGAGUUCGACAGCUCUGACAUUCAGUACCUCAAAGUCAAAGACUCCGCCGAGAAGUUUGCCGUCAUUCAGUUGGGCGUUUGUCCAUUCCGAUGGGACUCUCUCCAGAAGUUCUUCAUUGCUCAUCCACAUAACUUUUACAUAUUCCCACAUCAAGAAAAACCUGGAAAUGACCAAUCAUAUGAGUUCUUAUGCCAGACAACAUCUCUUGAUUUCUUGUCCAAAUAUCAGUUUGAUUUCAAUAAAUGUUUGAGUGAAGGGGUCUCAUAUUCAUCCAGAUUGCAAGAAACCAUAGCAUUGAAACACCUAAGUUCAAUGUGCAUGGAUGAAUCUUUUGAUUCCUUAUCUGGCUCAAGAAAAGUUGGAGACAUGCAAUUUUCUAGAAUGGAAGAUGUUCUAUUUGCUGAGCGAAUGAAAAUCAAGAUCCGUGAAUGGCGUGAUGGUUUGUUACAUGGGAGCAAUAGUAAUUACAUAUUUCCACGGACAUCAAAUAAUUCAGAUAAGAGAUAUGAGACUACUUUCUUCAAAAAUCGCCCAGCAUUUGUCCUUAACGGGUUUACUUCUCACCAGAAGAAGUUAAUUCAGUUGGUCACAGAAAACCAUUUCAAAGAUCUUGCAUUUGUUCGUGUCCAUAUUGAUGAAACUUUGUGUCCAAGGCAUUUAGUUGUUUAUACCGAUUCCAAAGAGGACAUGGGUUUGCUUAUGAAGGAAGUAAAGGACUGUAUUCUUAAGGAAGCAAAAAGAAAAGUAAAAUCUGCAGCUGGGUUUCGAAAUGUUAUUGAUCUUCUUUCAUCUGAGAAGAAGCUGAUUGUUGGUCACAAUUGCUUUCUUGACUUUGCUCAUAUAUAUGGCAAGUUCAUCGGCCAACUCCCUUGCAGUGCUGAAGAGUACGCUACCUCUCUUCGAAACUACUUUCCCUACAUAAUGGACACAAAGGUACUUUUGAAUGCAAAUGACUCUUUUCAGUCCUCAAUGAAGAAAAGCAGCACAUCACUAUCCAAAGCAUUUGCAUCUGUUUGUCCUGGAAUUGCAUCAGGUGUGAAGGGCUAUAGUUUAGGGUGUGUUGAGGUGGAGGUUCAAGUGGACGAGAAGAGGUUGCUGAACUGGAACUCUGGAACCAAACAUGAGGCUGGCUAUGAUGCAUUUAUGACAGGAUGCAUAUUUGCUCAGGCAUGCAGUCGUCUGGGAGUUGAGUUUAACAUGAAUUCAUCCCCACUUGGUCUAGCUGAUGAAAAGAAACUUCAAAAAUACGUCAAUCUUCUCUAUCUUUCUUGGGUUAGUGGAGAUGUAAUUGACCUAAGAACUGGAACGUGUAAUGCAGACCGUUUGGCUUCUGCCUCUCUCAAAACUCAGUACAGGCAAAUUGAUUUUCAAAAAAUUGUUGUGCUGUGGGGCUUACAAAAUACUCUAAAACCAAGUGACAUUAGAGAAUGCAUAUCAAGGGCAUUUGGUCAAAACUCUGUUUCUUCCAUCUACUCCAUAGACAAAACUGCUGUAUUUGUUCAGUUCAGCCAAACCGAAGCGGCUUUGGAGUUCCUUGAUUUGAUGGAAAUGCUAGGGAAGAAUAAUGGUCCGUUGUCAGUUUUGCAUCCUCUCUCAAGGCUUUUAGAGGGUGGCUGCUCGCGUGCUGCAGACUAUGAGGUUUACAGACAAGUUUGCAUUUCACCUCUUUCAAAAAUCUUAUUUGCAGAUCAGGCUGAAGCCGUCAAAAUCAAAAGCGAUGGGUUGAAAGCCACUCUAGAACACAAACCAUUCGUCACAGAGGUUGAAGAUAACGCCUUCCGUGCUCCCUCUGAUGAUAAACAUACUACCUUUGCUCAAAGCUUCUAGAUGACUCUCUCUCACUGGCAAUUUUUGGUUUUUUAUUUUAGUCAUUACUAGUACUACAUUAUAUGAUAUGCUCUACUUAGUUGUGAGCUAUGCACAAUGUAAAUAGUUAGAGAACAGCACUUGUGUUCUUUAUCUUGGUUUUUGAUGGUUGCUGCAACUUUCUAUUUUAGUGCAAAGACAUCCAGUGGCAGGUCCUUCAAUGGUACUUGAAUAGACAUGUUGAGUGAGUUUUAGGCUUUGUUUGUUUGGAUUCAAAAAAUAGAGUUGGAUGUUGGGA
Messenger RNA from Cuscuta campestris, 2461 nucleotides. The record is from the annotation of a GenBank genome assembly. NCBI's taxonomy places the organism in Eukaryota, Viridiplantae, Streptophyta, Magnoliopsida, Solanales, Convolvulaceae.